AUGGCAACGCGUGGACGAGCCCGCCGACAGAAAAUUUCCAGUGAGGAGGAGGAGGAGGAUGAGACAAAUAAGCGAUGUACGAACACAUCAAGGAACAGUGGGCGUGGAUCUCUCAGAAACAGGCCUCAAAUCUUGGAUGAUUCUGAGGAUGAAGACGUCGACGAUGAAGAAGAGUCAGGAAAGGAAAACCGCCAAUCUUCCUUACGUAAGACUGGCAGUCGCUCUAAAUCGUCGCAAAGGCCUGCUCGUAAAUCAACGAGAAAUCAGCGACAGAUCCCGAGCUCUCCCGAAGAAUCCGAAGACGGUGACGAAGAUACCUCGCGCAGUAGGAGUACUUUAAGCUCAUUAGAAGAGUCUGAAGAGAGUGGACAUGAUACUUCCAAGAGGCAAGCACUCAGAAACACGUCACAUGCAGCUAAUAAAACAAACAAAGUUACAGCGACGAGAAAGACUCAAGCACGGCGAGGAAACAAGAUUAAUGGAGAUGGAAAAGCUGAUAACACAAUGAAAAGCAAUAGCAAAGGAAACGAUGGGAAAGAAAAAGGAAAGAAGGGUGAACUUAGAAACAGUUCUGCAACCAAAGACGGGCAAAAGCAAGCCAGGAACACUGGAAAGACUGAAGUUUUACAUGAAGAAACCAAACGGCGACGUGUUAAUGUAGAGAUGGGUACCUGUGAACAAAUUGUACGGGAUCUCCUUCUUCAUGAAGAUAGCUGGCCAUUUACAGAAGCUGUGAAUUUGCGCGAGGUUCCAGACUAUUCGGAACUCAUAGCAACCCCCAUGGACCUGGGCACCAUUAAGGAAAAGCUCAAGACUUUACAGUACCCGGAUGUGGAUAGCUUUGUGUCAGAUGUGCGACUGGUGUUUACAAACAGCGACAAAUACAAUCUGAGUACCUCAGAUGUCGGACAGGCUGGCAAGAAUCUGGAGAAAUACUUUGACAAACUUUUUAAGGAGAAUUUCUCAAACACGGUCAAGAAAACCAAAGUCCAACGAAAGCGAUGAUCAAUUAGUUUUAUUUUGCUACUUUACCUUAGUUAUACUGAAAAUAAUCUCCGUGAACUGAAUCAAAUCAUAUGUUUCAGUUGUGUACCGAAUAAAUACAGGAAAUACAAAUGGCGUUAAAAAUGAUAGAAAGUGAACAAGAUACUGUAAUCGAAAAUUGUAAUCGUCCUCACUUGAGAUAAUCUAAUACAUUAAGUAAUGCACAGAGGACAGGAAAUUUUAGGAUAUCAUUUGUGCUAAAAGGUCGUUGACAAGUCUACCUUAGAGAACCACAAAUGUCUGUUAAUACGACACAUGAAAUAUCGUUAUAUUGUUGGGUUUUUUUAUCGAUUUGUUCUUGUUGUUUUUGUACUCAGAUUCUUCUGCUGAACUGAAUAAAGUUAUAAAAAGACGCAGAUGUUUCAAA
Molecule: messenger RNA, 1411 nt
Organism: Orbicella faveolata
Lineage: Eukaryota; Metazoa; Cnidaria; Anthozoa; Scleractinia; Merulinidae
Product: tyrosine-protein kinase BAZ1B-like
Biological process (GO): DNA damage response; chromatin remodeling
Cellular component (GO): WICH complex
Molecular function (GO): histone H2AXY142 kinase activity; histone binding
Source: RefSeq, a predicted model, not a curated record